AUGGCUUCAUCCAAGAAUGUCGUCUUUGAUAUCGUGGGCACACUUGUGGCCUAUGACCAUCUAUACAAUGCAAUUGACCUCCGACUAGGCGACCGUCUCCGUGCCGAGGGUGUCAAGCCCUGGCUUCUAGGAUCUGCCUGGAUGGAGACCACCGAACGCGAAUAUACCAAUCUCAGUAUUUCGGGGAGAUAUGUCCCAUACGCAGAGAUAUUGGAGACGCUCUUUUAUCGCGUUCUCGGAAUGAUGGGUGGAAUUGAGAAUCCUCGCCAAUUUGCUUCUCCCGACGAUCUCGCGUGGAUAAUGGGAGAAUACCAGAAAUUGACGAUGCGUCCUGGAGCAGCAGAAUGCGUGAAGAAGCUUCGCGAUGCUGGAUUCACAGUCUGGGCAUUUACUGCUGCUGACUUGAAGCGUGUUGGUGGUUACUUCCAGCAGGCAGGUGUUGAAUUGCCAGCUGAGAACUUGAUCUCUUGUGACUCUGCUGGAGUUGGGAAGCCAGACUUGGCUGCGUAUAAGCCUCUAUUGGACAAGUUGACUUCGGAUAACCAGGGAAAGACGCCUUGGUUUGCUGCUGCCCAUCUGUGGGACGUAUCUGCCGCACGUAGAGCUGGAUUCAAAGGAGCAUACUGCACAGUGCUAGAGCAGGAGGCACUGACGGACCUCUUUGGAGAUAUGGAUGUCAUUGAUGAUACUCUACCUGGAAUGGCUGAUAAGAUCAUUGCCCAUCAGGCAGGAAAUUAG
Molecule: messenger RNA, 738 nt
Organism: Penicillium angulare
Lineage: Eukaryota; Fungi; Ascomycota; Eurotiomycetes; Eurotiales; Aspergillaceae
Exons: 2
Coding region: 1-738 (245 amino acids)
Source: RefSeq, a predicted model, not a curated record